AUGUUCUCAACGAAAAAGACAUGCAUAAAAUGUACGACGAAUGCUGAUUUAGUCAUUUGCGAUGGCUGUCAAAAGAAUUUCUGUCAACAACAUCUAUCUGAACAUCGAAACGAAAUUAUGCGGCGAGUGGAUCAAAUAGAUAAUGAAUGUGAACGUUUCCGUCAAAAUAUACCAGAAGAUAAUGAUCCAGCUCCAAUUUUAUCUGCCAUCGAGGCUUGGGAAGAAGAAUCUAUUGAAAAGAUUCAUUUGAUAGCUGCAACUGCUAAAGCUGAUGUUCAAAAAUAUACUAAACAAACACUGGAUGACUUAAAUGAAGGUUUAGACAAGAUUACUCUAAGCAUGAAGUCUAAUCGUGAGAAAAGAGACGCAGUAGAAGUUAACUUGAAGAAUUGGAACCACCAACUUCAGACACUCCAAGAUUUACUUAAACUACCAUUUCCCAUUGGUCUUGUAAGCGAUCCAUCGCCAUCAUCUUCGAUUAAAUCAAUUAAAGUAACUUACGAGCCGCCUGUAAAUAGUUCGGUACACUCAAAAAUGAAUGCAAGAACGAAUUCGACUGUUCAAUUGGAAUCACGUUCUUUCUUAGUGGUAGAGCCAAAGUCAGUCGCUGAAGAACGAUUUCAUCGAUUCGCUGGACAUGUAAGAUUAUCUGAAAAUAAUUCAGUUGCGGCAUGCGUUGGUUAUUCGAGCGUCUGCGGUACCAAAGUUUAUCUUUCGGGAACUCAUCGCAUUCGGUUUCAAAUCGCUGCUAAGAAAAAUGAAGGCAUCUUUUUCGGUAUUUUGGCAUCGACACAAGAGAUUACAGCACGAGCCACAGAACUACCAUCAGCCUAUGGUUGGCGAGACUUUAAUCGCGCUAUAAUGAAUGGCACUGCGCUGCCGAAAACUUACAAAGAGAAGACCAUGCAACCAGCUGAUCGAAUAACAUUAACUAUUAAUUGUGAAAAUGCCGAACUCGUACUUACUCAUCAUCGACUAAAGAAUAAAUUGGCAUUGUCUGUCAAUCUCGCUCAUUGUCCACUUCCAUGGAAGUUACUUGUUUCAUCGUAUGGCGAAGAUAAAAUCAGUAUCAUUAACUAG
This is a messenger RNA of Rotaria socialis, 1080 nucleotides long. The record is from the annotation of a GenBank genome assembly. Lineage: Eukaryota; Metazoa; Rotifera; Eurotatoria; Philodinida; Philodinidae.